CGCAGGAGCCCGGCUUUCACUUCCUCUCGCCUCCGCCCGCCUCCCCGGCUCACCGGCUGGCGUCGCCACCGCCUCCUCGUCCCCGGCCACCGCUGUCGCCGCUGCUGCAAUCCAGGACGCACACUCUUCCACUUUCCCGCUGGAGGCGCGGAGGAUGCCUCUUGCACCAGAUCCGAAGAAAUAGCCCGGGGCCCGGCUGGACGAGCCUGGAGGGAGAGAAAGAAGCCCGACUCCGCUUUCCUUGAUGCCACUGCAGCAGCUGGCAGCUGGGAAGGCGCCCACGGAGCGGGCGCGCCAAGCGGGACGCGGGAGUCGCAGAGAGAGAGACCCCGGGCGCCUGCUGAGCUCCGCUGGCAGAGUUUGCGAGUGGCUGAGACCCCCAGGUGGCAGCCCUGAGCCCUGAUGCUUGACUGGAUAAAAGCCCGCCAGCUUCUGUUUCCACCUGGUGGACACGCCGAGCUCGGUCCCCAGCUGUGGAAGAGCCCGGAAACAGCCCUCGGUGAAAAAAUCCAGCCCCGACAGUCAUGAGGAACCGAGAAAGGACGAGACGUGAACUCCAGCUGUUGGUGAGCCCUAGCAAAAUCCUCCUCCGAUUGCUGUUUUCAAAGUUCUGCGGGAACUCCAAGGCAAAGAACAAGAUGUAGGAAAAUGGGACCCGCUCCUGGGGGUCCUGAGCCUCCAAGUCGCUUUCACGGCCCAAAGAAGCUCACCUUGAGCUCAGGAGGGUUGGUGGACUCCGUCCUCCAUUCUCGUGGCUUCAGCCAAGCUCUGGACUUGCCCUCCCGAUCUGAUCUUGGCAAUCACCUUCGCAGAGGGAAUAAGACUGAAGACUCCCAGGGGCGCCAUCCCUAAGGGAAGCAAGAGAAACAAAGCGCGCCUCCAUCCCCUCCCUGGACCACAUCCCCUGACCCCCAGCUGAGCCCCAGCGACCCAGUCCGGAAUGAUCCCGCUAUGGCCAAGCUCUGGUUCAAAUUCCAGCGGUACUUCCGCAGGAAACCCGUGCGUUUCUUCACCUUCCUGGUGCUCUACCUGACGGCCGGGAGCCUCGUCUUCCUUCACUCUGGUUUUGUGGGUCAGCCCGCUGUCUCCCAGAACCAGGCCAACCCCGCCGCGGGGGCCCCAGCAGAGGGCGCUGAGCUGCCCUUCUUGGGCGACUUAAAUCUGGGCAGAGGCUUCCGGGACACAGGUGAAGCCUCGAGCAUCGCCCGCAGGUACGGACCCUGGUUCAAGGGCAAGGACGGGAAUGAGAGAGCCAAGCUGGGGGACUACGGUGGAGCCUGGAGCCGGGCCCUCAAGGGGAGGGUCGUCCGGGAGAAGGAGGAGGAGCGAGCUAAGUACAUCGGCUGCUACCUGGACGACACCCAGAGCCGGGCCCUGCGAGGCGUGUCCUUUUUCGACUACAAAAAGAUGACUGUCUUCCGUUGCCAAGACAACUGCGUGGAACGGGGCUACUUGUAUGCCGGGCUGGAGUUCGGCGCCGAGUGCUACUGCGGCCACAAGAUCCAGGCGACGAACGUGAGCGAGGCGGAGUGUGACAUGGACUGCAAGGGCGAGCGGGGCAGCGUGUGCGGUGGCGCCAACCGCCUCUCCGUCUACCGGCUGCAGCUGGCCCAGGAGUCAGCCCGCAGGUAUGGAAGUGCGAUCUUCCGAGGCUGCUUCCGGCGGCCCGACAACCUCUCCCUGGCCUUGCCGGUGACGGCCGCCAUGCCCAACAUGUCCGUGGACAAGUGUGUGGAUCUCUGCACGGAGAAGGAGUACCCGCUGGCGGCCCUUGCGGGCACCGCCUGCCACUGUGGGUUCCCCACCACGCGAUUCCCCCUCCAUGAGAGAGAGGACGAACAGCUCUGUGCCCAGAAGUGCAGCGCGGAGGAGUUUGAGAGCUGCGGGACUCCCAGCUACUUCAUCGUGUACCAGACGCAGGUCCAAGACAACCGCUGCAUGGACAGAAGGUUCCUCCCAGCCAAGUCCAAGCAGCUCAUCGCUCUAGCCAGCUUUCCAGGCGCCGGGAACACAUGGGCGCGCCACCUCAUCGAGCUGGCCACCGGCUUCUACACUGGCAGCUACUACUUCGAUGGUUCUCUCUACAACAAAGGGUUUAAAGGUGAGCGAGACCACUGGCGCAGCGGGAGGACCAUCUGCAUCAAGACACACGAGAGUGGCCAGAAGGAGAUCGAGGCCUUCGACGCGGCCAUCCUGCUCAUCCGAAACCCCUACAAGGCCCUCAUGGCGGAGUUCAACCGCAAGUACGGCGGACACAUCGGCUUUGCUGGUCAUGCCCACUGGAAGGGCGAAGAGUGGCCUGAGUUUGUGAGGAACUAUGCCCCGUGGUGGGCCACUCACACGCUGGACUGGCUCAAGUUCGGCAAGAAGGUGCUGGUGGUGCACUUCGAGGACCUGAAGCAGGACCUCUUCGUCCAGCUGGGCCGGAUGGUCAGCCUGCUGGGCGUGGCCGUCAGGGAGGACCGGCUGCUGUGCGUGGAGAGCCAGAAGGACGGCAACUUCAAGCGCUCGGGGCUCCGGAAGCUGGAGUACGACCCCUACACGGCGGACAUGCAGAAGACCAUCUCUGCCUACAUCAAGAUGGUGGACGCGGCCCUCAGAGGGAGGAACCUCACGGGCGUUCCGGAUGCCUACUACCCUAGAUGAUGGGCCAGAGGUGGGGGGUGGCUGGGAGCCCAGGCCAAGCAGGCCCUGGGGACCCCGGAGCCCUGGGGACCCCCACCCUUCAGUCCUCUCUGGUUUGGGGACAACCCCCUUGGCUGCUGUUGGCCCUCAAUGAGUUUCCUGCGUGACAAAGGAGGUUCAAGGGAAGAGAUUGUGCGGGCACUUCCCACCUACUCAUGUACACCUCCCCCUUGGAGAUGGAGCGGGCAACUGGUCCCCAGCCACAUGGACCCUUCUCUGUCUCCUGUGUCCCUGCCCCCAACCACUCUGGCUCCACUUGUGGGAGGACGGGCUCAUGGCUGUCCUGGAGACGUGGGUGUCCCAUCGCAGGUAUUGAGGACCCUGGCCCAGGAGCUGACGGGAAUGAUGUAGAAAAAGUGGCCCCAGACUCUCUUCCCUCCUGGACUGAGUGUUUAUAGCUUCCCCUCCUCCCGACCCGGGAAGCACUGGCACCAAGGUUCAUCCGGGCCACUUCUGCCUGAAGAAGGACUGCCGGAUGUUUCUCUGUGGCCUUAGGCUUCUGACAUUCUGGGGGAGCGUGGGGAGGCAAUGGUGCUCAGUGUAGGAUAACUGGCACCACCACGUGGGGUCACUGGCAUUCCCAAGUCCACCCCCAGGUCACACUGCUCCUGAGAAGCAAUCUGAUUGCCUGUCCAGUCCUGUCUGGAGCUGGCACUCUGCCCUUGUCCACCCCCGCCAUGUCCGGGAGGUGACCCACUCCCAGGGCUCCUCAAGCAUCAGCACGGAUCUCACUGGGAUGACCACCUGGCACGUGCAGGACCUGAGAGCCCCGGUAACACACCUCUCCAUCGUGGGGUCCAACACAUUGAUCUGACACUGCCCUUCUGAUCCCUACCCAUGGGUCCUUUGCUAUCCAGCAGAGAGAGCAAGAGUGCUCCAAAUCAGGUGGAACCGUGACCAAAAGACACCCCCCUACCUUCCCAGGCCAUCGACCUCCCUUUGAUGGUAGUCCAAUGGGGCCGGCUUCCCUUGGGGGUCCUUUAAGGAAUGGGGUGAACACAAUUGUUCCUCAUGUCCAUACAAACGCUGCUUUUUUGAGGCUGAGACAUCAAACCAAAGGAUUCCCAAGGACCUGAGUCAGAGAUCAUUUAUCUUUGGAAGCAUUGAUCCAGGAUCCCACGUCUCCCCCCACAACCUUGGGUACCAGUGUUUUCACAUCAGGCUCACACCUGCACACCUGCUCCAUCCCCCACCUUGUAGAUGCAAAAGCCAUAGGUCACAGCUCUUUGCUAUUCUGUCUGGAGCAGCCCUCCCCCAAGCAGCCACCCCCUGAGGCUUUGGGGUGCAGGUAAAUGCUCGUUCCCAAAUAGCCAAGAGACUAUGGAGAAGGAGAGUGUAAAGAGAUCUAUUUUUUUAAGAGGAAUAUGACUAAUACAUUCCACCCCCUCAGAACCUGGUCAUGCAAGGAGAAGGGCCUAGGGAUUGGACCCAGGUUCCCUCAUCUGUAGGAUCUGGGCCUCCCCAGGGCCCAGUCAGGGGGCUCUGAAUGUAUUUUGUACUGUGUUCCUUUCCCCCAGGCAAAUUUCUAGUCUUUCACAAAACAGUAGAGGGCUUGGCCUCCCCUCCCUCUUAGGGGUCAGCUCUCUCUGGGAGACUCUUGGUCCAAGACCUCGGCCAGUUCUUUGCUGGUGUUCACCUCAGGUCACCAGCCUUUGUCUGAAGAUUCCUCAGGUCAACACCAUCAUUAAAAGCAAGUUUUGUUGAAAA
Molecule: messenger RNA, 4392 nt
Organism: Vicugna pacos (alpaca)
Lineage: Eukaryota; Metazoa; Chordata; Mammalia; Artiodactyla; Camelidae
Gene: WSCD2
Product: WSC domain containing 2
Source: RefSeq, a predicted model, not a curated record